AUGGAGGCAGUAUCCAAACAGAUUCCGAUCACCCUAAACGGUGAAAACUAUUUCUUUUGGUCAAAAGCCGCCAAAGCUACAUUUAGUAGCAAAGGUUUAUGGAGUCAUAUCACCGAUGGAGAACCUCUUUCUCCACAUAUCGAAACUGUAGGAGAGGCUCCGGUGAAUGCAACUCAACCACGACCAACCGGCAAUGAGGAGAAAGCAAAAUGGCAUCAAGAUGAUCAACUUGCCUUGGUUCUUUUGCAAGGUUCCCUCGAUGCGACUGUCUUGCAAUCAUUCAUCUCCAUGGAAUCCGCCAAGGGGUUGUGGAAUGCACUCAAAGAAGUAUACGGUAAUCUAUCUAACAUAAGCCGUAUAUACGAAAUCAAAAAGAAGAUGGCACAAUUGCAACAACAAGGCAACCCUUUCACCAAACUACAAGGACUGUACACGGCUUUGUGGAACGAGCUUGAAGAGAUCCGCCCUCCAACGGUUGAUGCUAGAGUUUGUCUCGAACGUACCGAGGAGGACAAAGUUUUCGGAUUGCUCCUUGCAUUAGACCCGUCAUUCAAUGACUUGGUCUAUCAUGUCUUGCGUCAAUCCAAGCUUCCGUCCUUUUUCGAGGUUUGCAUGAUGGUCAACCGCGAAGAGGGUGGAAGGAAUUUGUUCGGUGGUCCGUUGGCAAUGGCCAACUAUAGCUACCGGCAUCCGCCUAUUCUCUCCACUCCGAAAGAGAAACGAGUACCGACGUGCGCCCAUUGCAAGAAACUCGGCCACAUCAAGGAGAAGUGUUGGAUUCUUAAUCCACAUCUCAAGCCUACAAGGUAUCGCGACACAUCGCAGCCGAAAGGUGCUGCUAUGAGUGCCGGCAACACAAUCUCUUUCACCCAAGAGGAAUUCAAAAACUUUGUUCUUUCUAUGAAAGACAAAGAAAGUGGUAACUUUUCUUCUUUAUCCACCCCUCAUAUCGUUGUUGACUCGGGAGCCACAUCACACAUGUUUCACGAUAAGAGUCUCUUUUUUAAACUUGAAAAUUCAUUUGGCAUGGUUACUGUUGCAAACGGAAAAUACGUCUCUAUUAGAGGACAUGGAUACUAA
This is a messenger RNA of Tarenaya hassleriana, 1080 nucleotides long. RefSeq lists its product as uncharacterized. The coding region runs from base 1 to 1080 and encodes 359 amino acids. Lineage: Eukaryota; Viridiplantae; Streptophyta; Magnoliopsida; Brassicales; Cleomaceae. The transcript has 2 exons. The record is from RefSeq and is a predicted model, not a curated record.